AUGGUUCGCAUCACCUCAAUCGUCAUUUCCCUGAUUACCAUGGCCCUCGCCGUGGAGGCUUGCACCAACUGCCAGUGCCACUUUGCGGACGGCUCGCACUGCUGCGUGGUUGAAGCUCUCGACAAGGACUGCGCGCGCGUCUGCGCAGGUGCCAAGCGUGGCAAGGACGACAAGCCGUGCGAUGCGGGUGGAUCGUACAACUGUGUCGGCGAGAUCACCUCUCUCGGCCGCAUGUCUUGCAAGGGACCUACUGCGCACUAA
Diaporthe citri is the source of this 261-nucleotide messenger RNA. RefSeq lists its product as uncharacterized. Bases 1 to 261 code for a protein of 86 amino acids. The transcript has 2 exons. NCBI's taxonomy places the organism in Eukaryota, Fungi, Ascomycota, Sordariomycetes, Diaporthales, Diaporthaceae. The record is from RefSeq and is a predicted model, not a curated record.